AUGUGGUGCUUCAGUACACACUCUUUCAGUAUUCAAAAGAUAGCUCCUGAAGUAACACUCGGCAAGGUGACGAGGCAGGUGUCGGGAGCAGGUGUUGACCCUCGUUCAUCUUCGCGUCCUCCCUUCCCGUUGAAUCUCGUGUUGUGUUCUCUUAUCUACUUCCACUAUUUUCACAUUCAUCCUAAUCUUGCAACCCUUCGCCGUCACCAGUUUUACGCUGACUGGUGUCCUCCCUCCUCCCAGCCCAAGUUCGCCAUCCCAGGUGAGUUGACAGGUGCGAGAAAAGUCAUUUCGGGUGACGCUCAGGUCAGGUAUUGACUCGGCGAGAGAGAGAGAGAGAGAGAGAGAGAGAGA
Messenger RNA from Portunus trituberculatus (swimming crab), 354 nucleotides. RefSeq lists its product as uncharacterized. Lineage: Eukaryota; Metazoa; Arthropoda; Malacostraca; Decapoda; Portunidae. The record is from RefSeq and is a predicted model, not a curated record. The coding region runs from base 1 to 318 and encodes 105 amino acids. The transcript is spliced from 5 exons.